AAACACGUACAACGUCGCUUCCGUCUCGUGUCUGCGGAUUCUUCGGGGACACCCGCGUCGUAAAAGUUCAACCGCGAUGAACGGAAAGUCCGAUUUACUUGAAAAACCGUCGCCGCGUUUCGGUGGCCGUUAGAAACCGACGUAGGCGCGAGCGAAACACGACCAAACGGUCCUCCGGGUCGUUUUUAGGUCGUUAAGCGUCGACGCAAAGAAGCGGGGACCCGUUAUUACCGACUCGGUGCUGCUCGUUUGCAAAAAUCACGACUCAGAUUCGACCGUUUAGCGCGUUUGUGCGAACCGGGAAGGAGCAUGCGCACUGGCGCCCACAGACAGAUGCGGAUAUAAGGAUUGGCGCCGGCGCCACAGCUGAUGCAUUCAUUCAUUCUUCGUUGAGGAGAAGAGCCAUAACCAGUCAGCACCAUGUCUAGACGCAGUGGUCGCCUCACGGUUCAAGUCAGGGAUUCAAACAUAGUCGAGCCAACCGUCAGAGAACCACUGAAGAAAAGAAAGUCUGAGGCUACUAAGGAGAAACUACAACCUGCGACCAAGAAGCAGAGCUAUGAAAUACAGAAGUGUUGGUCGGAGGACGGAGCGAGUCCUUGCAUUCUCAUCGAGACGCCCCACAAAGAGCUGGAGCCCUCAGACCCGUCCGGCUUCAAGCAGUACCGAUUCAAGAACCUCUUCAUCAAGGCCUCCCCCAUCCCCCGCCUCAGCUGGGCGAGUUCGGACGACGUCUGGAUAAAGAUGCUCAACAAGGAGCUGAAGUACGUUCACGACAACAGCUACCUGCAGCGGCACCCCAAGCUGCAGCCCAGGAUGAGGGCCAUCCUGCUGGACUGGCUGCUGGAGGUGAGUGAGGUGUACAGCCUCCACAGGCAGACGGCGUACCUGGCCCAGGACUACUUUGACCGCUUCAUGCUGACUCAGGAGAACGUCAGCGAGCACAACCUGCAGCUCAUUGGCGUCACCGCGCUCUUCAUCGCCUCCAAGAUAGAGGAAAUCUAUCCCCCUAAAAUCUUUGAGUUCGCCUACAUCACCGACGGAGCCUGUGACAUGUGGGACAUCCAGCGCACAGAGCUGCACAUCUUAAAGGCGUUGGACUGGAACCUGUGUCCAGAGACCCCCAUCUCCUGGCUGAAGCUGUACGUUCAGGUGGAAGCCCAGAAGGACGGCGAGAACUUCCUGGAGCCGCAGUUUUCUCAGGAGACGUACAUCCAGAUCACACAGCUGCUGGACCUGUGCAUGAUCGACAUCGGGUCUUUGGAUCACAGCUACAGCGUUCUUGCUGCCGCCGCCUUCUGUCACUUCUCUACUUUUGACGUGGUCCAUAAGGUCUCAGGCCUGACGUGGGAGAGCGUGUUCCCCUGCUACCAGUGGAUGAGUCCCUUCAUGGCCACGCUGCGCUCUGAAGACAAGCCUCAGCUCAAGAACUUCCCCAAAGUGAAAUCUGAUGACCGGCACAACAUCCAGACACACGUGGCCUACCUGGACCUGCUGAGAAAAGCUCAGGAGCGUCAAAUCGACGGCCCUGAAUGUCACCUUUCACCUGUAGCGCUGGGAAAGAUGCUGACCCCGCCCAGCAGCACAGAGAAAUCAGCCGGUCCAUGAUUUGGGGGGGGGGACCCGCGGGACACACUACCUCUCUUCAGGACAACGUGGCGUGGCGGACAGCUGCUCAGGCGACUCUGAGCGCGGCGCUGAGCGGGGAAACGGCGUCUGGCUGUUUUUAACACUAAGCUCCGACUUCCUGGCAGCUGUAACCAGACGAGGAGCCGGUGAUCUAUGAGUGGUUUAUUUUGUUUUUAUUUCAAGUAUUAAAUAUGGUUUUAAGCACCAGCAGCUGUAUUGAUAAAGCAGUUUUCAUCUGAUGUGGUAGCGCGCCUUUUUAAAAAAACGAACUCUACUCUUUAUGAAACAUCAUCGCCUCAGAAGAACACGGCUGGGUUUGUGAAGUCGGAGCAUUUCAGAACCACCAGAACCAUAGGAAUCAUUUAUGGUGUCCUUUGGGUGUCUGCUGCACCUCGUCUGCUUGGAGCUAAAUGUUUUUUAAUUUUCUAUAACUGUUGCCAUGUGGUUGCAACCGUUUGUUACGUUCCUGGGGAAAACUUGACAUUUGUGCAAACUUUUAUGCUUUUUUGAUUUUUCUUUGCUUGUAUUUAUUAAUAGGCCUUAGUCAGUAAAGGAAAAAUGUUCUUGUACUCGCUGCCAAAGGCAAACAGGUGUUGGAGUUUUUUACUCCAGAACGUCUGUAAAUGUAAGGCUCAGCAUGAAAUGUUGUACAUAAGGAUGCCUUUAGUGCCUUUUUUUUUUUUUUUGAGAAAAAUCUGAACAAGAACUCAAGUUAAGCUGGAGCGAGCCAAAAAAAAAAAACGUGGAAAUCCAACAAACCUGUGACUGUAAACCUCCAGAGUGAACACAUAAACCAUGUGAACUGUGUAUAAAUGUUGAAGAAUGAAAUGAAUGUAAGUUUUUGUAUAUACAGCAAUUUAAAAUCUGUAAUUUUCUUUUAUAUUAAUGUUUUAAUUAAAAUGAGGAAGCUUG
Messenger RNA from Fundulus heteroclitus (mummichog), 2541 nucleotides. It is a transcript of the gene ccne2, whose product is annotated as cyclin E2. The transcript is spliced from 12 exons. Gene Ontology annotation, molecular function: cyclin-dependent protein serine/threonine kinase regulator activity. The record is from RefSeq and is a predicted model, not a curated record. NCBI's taxonomy places the organism in Eukaryota, Metazoa, Chordata, Actinopteri, Cyprinodontiformes, Fundulidae. Bases 421 to 1608 code for a protein of 395 amino acids. Gene Ontology annotation, biological process: G1/S transition of mitotic cell cycle; regulation of cyclin-dependent protein serine/threonine kinase activity. Gene Ontology annotation, cellular component: cytoplasm; nucleus; cyclin E2-CDK2 complex.